CUUGAAAGAGGGUAAAUAUAGAGGUAAGCAUAGCAGAGAUGAAUUCUGAUCUCUACAUACUUUUAUGAUACUUCUAUCAAUCAAUAUGAUCAACAAAUUACUAAAAAAACACCUUAACCUUCCUCCUGUGUUAGCUUUUACUACGCACCCACCAUGUUAAGGCUCAGUUUUGACCCGUGUCUUAAAUCAGCUGUAAAUUACACUAAAAACAAUUCUCUAUCAUCCAGUUUGGUUCUCAUCUCUGAGUUAACUUGUUCGGCUUCAUUAUCCAUGAAAUUAUUGCUUAUGAUAUUUUUUGUUGUGGUCCUCUGGGCCUUUCUUUGUCAGUAUACCCCUCACACAGAUAUCUAUACUGAAUUGAUCUCACAUGUCUGGACAUGCCUGACGUUGUUUUUUUGUGCAGGGAAAUACAUGACAAAAUGAGAAUUUCCUAAAUCUCACAUGAUUGGAAGAGGAUCUGACUGUCAGUGCACUUAUGAUUUCAGUUUUUGCUCUAAUUAUUAAAUAUUAAUCUAACCAAAUCAACAGCAACCCUUAAAUGACAAGUGCCAUCAAUUUAAUAAGAGCAUUUUAUAAUUAAGUAAAUUCAAAUUUUUAUUUCUAUUUUGUUGAAACAGAGUUUCCUGACAAAGUCAAAAAGUCUUGAUGCAAAAAAACUAAUUUAAGUGGUUCUUUUAAGCUUUUAAAACCAAAAACGGGUCGGUGCAGACCCUAACACAGGAGGAGGGUUAACACAGUCCGUUAAAUGAUAAAAAUGUCCUCUUGUGGUUUAUCAGUUUGCAAAAACAGUGUAAUGUUUUUCUAAUGUAUCAAACGAGAUAAAUAAAUAUAUUUGUUAAAUUUAAAGGACAUUCUGAUUUUUUGGGGUUUUCAGCUCCAAAAAAAAUGAAUUUUCUGGCCAUAAUUUGUGGUUUCAGGCAUUAAAGGGCUGUGAUGAGUGUCUGUACCAGAUCUCUGGGAUAUAGGGAGUCAUCGCUGAUGUUUGCUGGCUUGUCUAGAGGGAAGUAAGCAGGAAUCAGAAUAGCUGAGUAGCAUCCAAUCAGCAGCACCAGACUGAGAGCGAGGUUCUCACGCCUAAGCAGCAAGAAAAAAAAACAACAACUUUACAGCACGCCAUCAUAGCAUGAGCCAUAAAAUGAGCAGAGAGAUGCAGAAACAAACCUGCUGAGGAAAAACUCCUUUGACUCAGACUUGGUGACCCCUCGCUGUCUGUGAUAGACAGGUGUGGGUGUUUCCGCCUCUGCAGCUUCAGGCAGCAGUGGAAAGCUAUCGUCUGGGUCCUCAACACUCAAGUGAUUCACUGUCACCAUGGUGCCCGUGUUUCCACCUGAAAUACACAUUUCUCCUCAAGAUCAGAGACUGAAAUAGUCCAACUGUCUCAAUAACAAGAUGGAAGCAUUAAAGAGCCUUGUGAACAUGUGUAUCCUUUUAACCACAAUGUCAGCCAACACUGUUUUAAAAAGCAUCAUAAGAGCCUCAAAGUUGAUCAGUAUGAACACAAAUACUCACAUCCAGCCUGUCACAAUCAUAAACUGAGAGUUAGCUGUGUGUUAGCCUGUGCUCCAUGUCUCUGGGGAAAUCAUCAAGAUGUGUGUCUCCUGUGAAGCUAAAAUGGCUGCUGUUGUUUCCCUAUUCCCUGAACUCUGCCUCCUUCUUCAAUAGCUCCGGUUAACCAUUAACACAUCCCUACGUCACUCUCUGGCAGGUGUGUCUGUAUAUAAUGGUGUGUGUGUGUGUGUGUGUGACCAAGCGGUCAACAAGUACACCACUGCAUGCAAAUGUCAGCUAGAGAGAGGUAGUGUUCACAGUAUCAGAGUGUGAAAUGAGCUUCUGAACACUGAAGACAGUGUUAUGGUUCACAUUUCCAGAGCUGAGAGGAAAAACUCAAUAGACAUAUAUGCUGAUCACCUUCUUGCUCAUAAUUUUACUUGUACAUUUGUGUUGUUUUAGUGAUUUAUGCACUUAGAUUUGACAUUUUUGCUUGAUUUGACUGUCAAAUUCUUCACUAUCUCCAGCUCCAGGAGCAGUUUGUAUUAUUUACAUUUACCAAAGAAGGUAAAGAUGUGAUAAGCAAAGCAGUUCAGUAGAAACAGUAUAUAUAUCAAGAAAACCUAGAGUUUUAUUCACUGAGUUUAUUUAUUUUGCAUGUCUUUGUCACAUAAAGCUUCUGUGAGUAACUUUCAGUCUGUGUCAAUUAUGGCACCCCUUGUGGACAAAGCAGUCUUUGCUUAUUUUGUCCUUUACAUGCUGUAAUAAUGUCUCCUGAUAAGAAAAAACCCUCAUUACUCUGGCUUUUGUCGGUUGAAUUGAUCUUUUUUUUUAAUAAUCUAAAUUUUGAGCUUUUCUUUAGAUGCUCAGUCGACACCUAAACCCUACAGUAUAAAAUUUACAGUAUAACAAUUGUCAGUCUUGUCACUGACGGUUUUGUUUGCUUUUUGAUAUCAUAUAAAAUGCAUCAGUAUGAAUUUCUGUUUAUUUCAUGAAUAACAAAAACUCCUUAAUUGUCAAUAUGGAGAAGAAAUGUGAACUUCAUUUUGCCUCAUCCAGACAUUUUACUCGUUUAAAGCUACUUUUGCAUCCAGUGGUUAUGUUUGGAUUUCAUUUGUUGUUUUCCUUUCAAAUAUUUGGUUUUACGACAUCUAGUUUUUAGCUAAACAUGAAUGUAAUGAGUCCAAUCCAGCAUAAGUUCCUGCUAAAACUGUAAGAAAACACUCAGAAGUUGCUUCAUGCUGGUUUGAAGUUACAGACUGAGUAACUCUGUUCAGUGAAACACCUCCAACUGCACCUCAACGGUACAAAUUUGUCUUUUGUGAAUAAUGUAUAACAUGUGGACCCAGAGCCUCUCUUACCAAACCAGAUUUCACCCUAAAGAAGCUUCACUCUUGUUGAACUUCUUCCAGUGGGAAGAAAUUGGUAGUUUGCAAAGCAAUACCUUCAAUAUAACCUCUUUUAAACAGUGUAUGUUUAUACUGUGCAUGUGUGUUUGUAGUUUGAUAUAGCCUACCCUAUAAAAUGACUAAAAUUACCAGAGUCCAGGCUGGUUGGUGUGCUUCCAAACAGAGCCAUUAUAAGUAACAUAAUCCUCCAAAUCUGUGUGUGUGUGUGUGUGUGUGUGUGUGUGUGUGUGUGUGUGUGUGUGUGUGUGUGUGUGAGGGUCGUACUCUUGUAAAAAGGAGUUUACACUGUGGCAGCAGCAGCGAGGGCUGAUGGAAUGAAUUCGCCCUCAGCUUAUGACCAGAGCACGGCAUGGAAAAAACAUGAAGGAGCGAAUGCACUUGUAUAUAAAUGUGUGUGUGUGACGGAGAGAAAAAGAAAGAGGGUGAGAGAGAGUUUAUUACGGGUGUAAGUACACACAAACAUACUUCCGUGCACGCACCAAAGUGCAACCACACACCUGUUUGCUGGAGCAACACAAUGUCCCACCAUGAACCCGGCGUUCCAGUCAGGAAGCCACUGGGCUGGCAGCACUUCAGUAUAAAGUAACCCACUGUCAGAGGAGUUUACUGCAGCUUUUAUUUCACGUCAGCUUUAAUAAUUAAUUCUAAAGACUUUAGAGGCUUAAAUUACCUGAAGGGAGUUGAUUUUGCUUUUAUAUCUUAACGCAGAAACAGGAUAGGAGAGGCUGAAACGUGGGCGGACAACCUGAUGGACUGUAAAUCAGGAACCAGCAAGAAACCUCAGGUAGGUGGAAGAAACAUUUGUAAAGUGAUAUUUGGGAUGAUUUUCCAUUGUUGUCAGAUUAUUUUGGAUGAAACAGGAUUAGACGGGAUAUUUAAUUCAGCUGUUACCAAGAAAGAACCAAAUCUCUGAGUGAAGACGUGUUUUUGGCCUGUGAUGAGUAGCAUUUUAUUUUCAGUGUCUCAGUAAAUCUGCUUUAUUUGUCAUAUUAUUCUUCUAAACUCUUGUACUUUUUGCCAUUUAAAUUCACAAACAGUAUUUCUCACUCCUGCUAGGUGAUUGAUAACUUUGCAAAUCAAGAGAAGUUAUCAAAAUUGAAAUCGCAUUUUUAGGCUGAAGCUGUUUAAAGUCAUGACUGUUCAGCUAACACUUUAAAUUGUUUGCAGUUACUUUUUUACAUGCAUUAUGUGUGUUUUACGAUCAAUUAUAAACACCAUAUGAAGGCUAGUACUUUAGAAGUGUUACUUUUUUAUCACCUAGCUGAGCUUGCACUAUGCUGUGAAUUUAUUUUGACAUUAACACCACCAUUCCCAGCUCUCAACACCCCUUAGCCUACUUGGCAGUUCUGCUUCACAGUGUCCUCACCAGCAUCACCUCUCUUGUUCACAUUUUCUUCAGGUUUAUUUAUCUUGAUAAAUGUUUCUGCUACUUUACAGGCACAGGAGACAGUGAGGGUGAUCUCCUCGGACUUUGGCUGUGAUAUUUUGGAUCUGAAGGGAGAAGAGGAUAUCAUGGGGAUGUACAAAAGAAAGAAGAGUAUCCAGACAACGAUCUCACCGAGGAUGUCUGUGGAAAUCCCUGCAGUGAGAAACAUUUUUAGGCUUCUUAUCUUUCUGUGCCCAGUACAAAUAGAAGAAACCAUUAUGGGUUUUCUUUUUCAUUUCCCACUGUAUCUUCUCUGUGUAUCUAUCUGAGCAGGUAGGGUCUGGGGAUACAGCAGAGUUCAUGAAUGCAGCAAGUCAAGGCAAUCGAAGUGCAAUAGAGAGAUUUCUGGCUGAUGGUGGAGAUCCUGAUGUCCACGAUGAGGUAUUUUUUCCCCGUAUUUUGCAGAGAAACAGAUAAUUUUACACUGAAGAGUUUCUGCUUAUGAUAUUUUUAAAUUUUCCAGUUGAAGAGGACAGCGCUGCAUCGCGCCUCUCUGCAGGGACACACUGCAGUCGUCGAAAUGCUUUUAGGAAAAGGAGCUGAUAUCAACUUUAAAGAUCAGGUAAGACGUAGAGGGGCACAUUGCUUAUUUGCUAAGAUGUUGAUGAGAUUUGGUGGGAUUAUCUUCACACAUUAAAGCUGAAGCCUCCAGUGGCCUGCAGUCAGCACUAUUAAUAGGAUGGGACCACGGUGCUUGUGUGUUUCAGCUGGGCUCGAGAGCCUUACACUGGGCCUGCAGGGGGGGCAGCCUGGGAGUUGUCAAAGCCCUGAAAAGCCACGGGGCUGACCUGAACGUUAGAGAUAAGGUGAAUAUACAUUUCAUUUAAGCCUGAAUUUCAAACAGGUGGGUUUAUUUGCUCACUUACUCACUCUCUGUGCCGAUAUCUUCACUGCAGCUGUACAGCACUCCUCUACAUGUAGCAACAAGAACAGGCCACACUGUUAUUGUGGAGUACCUGCUGUCCUGUGGUGCAAAAGUCAACUGCAGGGACAGGGUAGGAAGCGUCUCAAAAGUGUGUGUCAUGUCUGGGAUUCAUCUUUUCUGUGAUUGUAAAAAAAUGUUCUCUCUGCGUCAGGAAGGAGAUACGGCCCUGCACGAUGCUGUGCGUCUCAACAGAUACAAGAUUGUGAAGAUGCUCAUAGUCGCAGGCGCUGACAUGAAAAUAAAAAAUCAUGUGAGUUUUUCCACUUGUUAUGCACAUUAGUCAAGCUAGACGUUAACUCUGAAAUAAUAGUUUGACACCUAUUGGCUCAGAGAAUCCCAGAUACCAUGACCAUGGCGAAAGUAAAUGGAUCCUGCAGCUAGUUUGAUUCUUACAACUGAAAAUAAGGAAACAGCUUAAAGGCACAGUGUGCAGGGGAAUAUUUCAAUCAAUCAAUCAAUCAAUCAAUCAAUCAAUCAAUCAAUCAAUCAAUCAAUCAAUCAAUCAAUCAAUCAAUCAAUCAAUCAAUCAAUCAAUCAAUCAAUCAAUCAAUCAAUCAAUCAGUCUUUAUUUAUAUAGCACUUUUCAUACACAACCAUGUAGCACAAAUGCUUUACACAGAAAAAGGAAUAAUAGAAACAAAGAACACCCAAAUCUACCCGAACCCAACCCCUUCAUUCCCACCACAUUUUAAAACUCAAGAUAAGGAAACACUGAAGGUUAAGGUUAAAAUCUAAAAACAAAGAAACAUAGAAUGAAAUUUAAAAAUAAUAAAUAAAACGACAUAAAAACAACAGUAAUGUAUAGCAAAAUAAGAGUUAAUGACAUAAAAUUUAGUUAAAAGAAAGACUAGAAAGGUACGUUUAGCCAUUUAGCCAUAUUCUAGAGUGCCCCCUUGCUUCUCUUUUGACUGAAACUACGGUGGCCUGUAAGGACAAGAAGCUCCUGUGAUGAUAAGUUUGACCCUCCAUUUGUCAAGUCUUUAUCCUCUUCUUUCAACUAAUGCACUGCUGCUCGGAAAACAUAAAAAUAUGUAUGCUUUUAGUUUGUCCAUUCUGUGCUACCAUAGUAACUUAUGUGGGUUGCUUGUCUUUUUAUACGCUCUGUGUGUUUUUGAAAGUAGCCACCCAACCUGGCCAUAAUCCCAUGUAUUUACAUGUAAAUCUUCAUUUGUGCAUAUUGUCCCAUUUAAAAAAAAAAAUCUCAACAUCUCAAAACAAAGCCCAGUCAGUAUGUGAAACUUCACUUCUAUUUAAUAGAAGAAAACAGGCAAAUUUUAAACUCCUUUUCUUGAGAGAUACUUGAUCACAAUCCUUAUAUCAGUCACUUACAGUACGUCCUGGUUUCCUGUGUUUCAGGAGGGAUUGACGGCGGUGCAGCAGGUAAAACAGUGGCAGUGUGACAUCAUGGAGACCCUACAGAGACUGGACAAGCUACGAGAAUCUGAACCCCGUGAAAAUCCUUCAAGAGGAGAAUAAAUGGUACAAAUGCCGCACAUCUGCUCCUACAGUUUAUUUUCUAUAAGGUCAAUUUUUACAACUCUCUGUCUCAGGUUUAAGAUUCAGUCUGUCUGUGUACAUCAUAUUUGCAUUUCUACACACUGUAUCUGCUUACCAACAAAAUCCUCCCAUCAGAGCGCUGCUGUUGACCCCCUGAGAGGACUUUGAACUCUAGAAAAUGUCUGUUUGGACCCAGAAUGAUCUGAAACAGGAGUGAAAUCUCUGGACUACUUUCUGAACCUCACUUUUGUAAUCAGCGUU
Messenger RNA from Xyrichtys novacula (pearly razorfish), 7006 nucleotides. The record is from the annotation of a GenBank genome assembly. NCBI's taxonomy places the organism in Eukaryota, Metazoa, Chordata, Actinopteri, Labriformes, Labridae.